Messenger RNA from Cercospora beticola, 2335 nucleotides. RefSeq names its product putative tRNA acetyltransferase (gene TAN1). Gene Ontology annotation, biological process: tRNA modification. The record is from RefSeq and is a predicted model, not a curated record. Lineage: Eukaryota; Fungi; Ascomycota; Dothideomycetes; Mycosphaerellales; Mycosphaerellaceae. Gene Ontology annotation, molecular function: RNA binding.
GCCUUGCUAUUGGCCUAUCGUAGUCGCCGUGAUCGGCAGCGGCGACUUGAUCCUGGGAAGAAGUCGAAGGCUUGCGACUUUCUAUCGAGUUCGCUCCCAACUGCCAAAGUUGGAGAAUGUGAGCGGGGUGGGAAUGAGCGUGCCAAGACUUUGCAUCUGUCCCUGGUCACCACCGCGCCUGCUGCUUUGAAAAGUCCGUCCUCCGCACUCUCCGCCAUUGAUUAGCAAAUUGACCGAACCAGAACUCGAAAUGGGUGAAACCUCGAAACGCAAGGCGGAGAACAGCGGCGGAGGCGACGGAAAACGAGCGAAGACCAAAAAGCAGUGGCGGACUCCAACGAAUGGACGUGAUGGAGGCAGCUACCAACAGCAGCAAACCAUUCAAGCUGGAGACGUGGGUAUCUUCGUCACAUGUAUCAAAGGCAAGGAAAGCAAGGCCACAGGCGAGAUGAGAGACCUCUUGGACGACUACGCCGAGCGACUCUACCCCGAAGCUCUUGCCGCCGGCAAUGAUGAGAACGAACAGGAUGACGACGGUGCAGGCUCGGGAGUCGAUGAUAUAGAAAAGGAGAUCAACGCCGAAGUCCAGGAGAUCCGAAAGCCGAAGGUUGCGAGGUUGUUCACGCCCAUUCAACUGAGCACCCAGUGCAUUGUUUUCUUCAAGACCAUCGAUCCGGUGGAGCCGGUCUCGCUCGUAAAGAGGAUAUGCGAAGAUGCCAUGAGCGACAAUGCUCGCAAGCGAACUAGGUUUACACAAAGACUUACACCUAUGACCUUCAUGGGCCGAGCAUCCGCGGAAGGGCUGGAGCAAGUGGCCCUCAAAGUCCUUGGUCCGCACUUUCACCAAGAACCGUUCAAAGCACGCACGUUCGCAAUCCGGCCGACGAUCCGAAAUCACAACAUCUUGACCCGCGACAGCAUCAUCAAGCAAGUUGCUAGUCUCGUAGGGGAAGGCCACAAGGUCGAUUUGAAAAACUACGAGCUACUGGUCAUUGUUGAAGUAUAUCAGCACAUCUGCGGCGUCAGUGUCGUGGACAGCGAUUUUGAAAGAUUGAAACGCUUCAACAUCUCGGAACUCUUUGAGCCAACUCCGAAAGAGCAGGCCAAGGAGAAGUCGGGGAGCGAAUGAAAGCACGAAUUGGUGAGCGAUCUGUCAUCGGCAAGUCCGAGUCCGCGACACCUGGGCACCAUGGUUCUCGGAGCUCUCAUCCGUGUCUUGCAUUAUUCACAGGUCUCAAGCUGCGGUCAAAUCCCCAUCAGACACUGCAGGACGUCGCGAGUGGCACCUGAAUUGGGGAUCGUGUUUGACAGAUCUGUCAAAACAAGCGAGCCUUAGGCGACUUAACGAGGAUCUGCCGCCUUCCGGCCCGUUAACCGAGAUGGUGGGACCAUCAAGUAUCGCUAGGCGAAGCAUCUUUCCCUCGCAGACUUUCACAAAAUCGAGGGCCCGAAAAGUGGCUUGGCUCGGUUUGUGCGCCGGCGGCAGCACUGUAGCGAUGAGGAUUUGCGGAUGGCACCCUGCAAUGGAACGACUCUGAAGUCGGGAGGCGAGAAGCAACUGACUACGAGGCGCUGCAAGAUCCUGAAGGCGUUCUCCAAGAUCUUGUACUCGCGAUCAUCGACGCAUUUUGCAGUGGCUUGAUCUCUGUGCUCCCUGGCGCACAUGGCUUUGCUCGCGUGGACUUCCGACGACUGGGUAAAGCUUGACGUCGGGUCGUACUACACCGCUGCUACAAGCACCAUUCUACCUUAACGCUGUCUGGUGUCUGCAUCGUACAAGACGUCAGCCGCACCAAAACGCCGGUCUUCAAUUAAUCUUUCUGCUUCGUCGACAGUAGUUCUGCAACGCAAUCACACUCUUGGCUGUGCUGCGUUGCUGUAUGUUGGCGUUCGGCUCCAGAACCGAAAACAGACCGGAAAUGCAUCAUGGACGCAGGGGAUCGGCACUAAGACCUGGUCCGGUGUAGAUAGACGAGCUCGCUGACGACUUGCUCGCCUAUGCCUGAGUCUAAUUCGCAACCGCGGCGCCAUAGCGCCUUUACCAACGACCAGUGCACGCUCCAUGGAGGGAGAAUUUGAGAAAGCAAAGCGACAAUUGGUAAGUGGAAGCCUCGGCAUGCAUAGUGGAAACAUGCACUGCCCUAACAAGACGUUACACUUCCUUCUUCACAGCCCUCUGUAUUGUGCAUUUUAUUGCCUCACAACGAGCCGACGCCAUCGAUGCUCGACCCGCAGCAGCCCACUAUCCACACCUGACUUCGUACAUCUCGCUUUGCAGAACCAAACAGAUUGCUCGAUUAGCGGUAUGGCGCAUAUUGACGAAGCCUGAUGUCGA